Arabis nemorensis is the source of this 1488-nucleotide messenger RNA. NCBI's taxonomy places the organism in Eukaryota, Viridiplantae, Streptophyta, Magnoliopsida, Brassicales, Brassicaceae. The record is from the annotation of a GenBank genome assembly.
AUGCAAUCCGACAAUGGAAAGCUUUUCAUCGGUGGGAUAUCUUGGGACACCAAUGAGGAACGUCUCAAGGAGUAUUUUAGCAGCUUUGGAGAAGUGAUCGAAGCUGUGAUCUUGAAAGAUCGUACCACGGGUCGUGCCCGUGGCUUCGGUUUUGUAGUGUUUGCUGAUCCUGCUGUUGCUGAGAUUGUUAUUACGGAAAAGCAUAAUAUUGAUGGCAGAUUGGUUGAAGCCAAGAAAGCUGUUCCCAGAGAUGACCAGAACAUAGUAAAUAGAAGCAACAGCAGUAGCAUCCAGGGUUCUCCUGGCGGUCCAGGUCGCACAAGGAAGAUUUUUGUUGGAGGAUUACCUUCUUCGGUUACAGAGAGCGAUUUUAAGACGUAUUUUGAGCAGUUUGGGACAACUACGGAUGUGGUUGUUAUGUAUGACCACAACACACAAAGGCCUAGAGGUUUCGGAUUCAUAACUUACGAUUCCGAGGAGGCCGUUGAGAAAGUAUUGCUCAAGACAUUCCAUGAACUUAACGGUAAAAUGGUUGAGGUUAAGCGAGCUGUUCCAAAGGAGUUAUCUCCAGGUCCAAGUCGCAGCCCGCUUGGUGCAGGUUACAGCUACGGAGUUAAUAGGGUCAAUAACCUACUUAAUGGAUAUGCUCAAGGAUUUAAUCCCGCUGCAGUUGGAGGAUAUGGACUUAGAAUGGAUGGUCGGUUCAGUCCGGUUGGUGGUGGAAGAAGCGGGUUUGCAAAUUUUGGUUCAGGCUACGGGAUGAAUGUGAACUUUGAGCAAGGACUGCCCACAGGCAUGGGAGGUACAAGUUUUAAUGGAAACGUCGACUAUGGCCGAGGAAUGAGCCCGUACUACAUUGGGAACACAAACCGGUUUAGUCCUGCAGUUGGCUAUGAAGGAGGCAAUGGAGGAGGAAACUCAUCCUUCUUCAGUUCGGUUACACGGAACUUAUGGGGAGGAAACAAUGGGGGUCUUAACUAUAACAACAGCACUACAAACUCGAAUUCCAAUACAUACAUGGGAGGAUCAACAAGUGGGAACAACACGUUUAGCGGUCCAUUUGGCAAUUCGGGAGUCAAUUGGGGUGCUCCAGGAGGAGGAAACAAUGCUGUUAGUAACGAGAACGUGAAGUUUGGUUAUGGAGGAAACGGUGAAUCCGGCUUUGGGCUGGGAACAGGUGGAUAUGCAGCAAGAAACCCAGGGGUUAGCAAGGCAGCACCAUCGUCUUCAUUCUCUUCUGCCUCCGUAACCAACAACACGGGUUACGAUGCAGCAGGACUUGCAGACUUUUAUGGGAAUGGUGGUGCAGUUUAUAGUGAUCCCACAUGGAGAGCACCAACUCCUGAGACAGAAGGGCCUGCUUCUUUUAGCUAUGGCAUUGGAGGAGGAGGUCCUUCUUCAGAUGUUUCAGCUAGAAGUUCAUCUCCAGGUUAUGUUGGCAGUUACAGCGUGAACAAGAGACAACCAAACAGAGGUAAUAUGAGUUAA